This is a messenger RNA of Soboliphyme baturini, 549 nucleotides long. The record is from the annotation of a GenBank genome assembly. NCBI's taxonomy places the organism in Eukaryota, Metazoa, Nematoda, Enoplea, Dioctophymatida, Soboliphymatidae.
AUGGACUAUCUACGGGACAUGACCCCAUACACAAACCAGCGUACUGCAGCAGUGAUCCACGCGAAAGAACCCUGCCGACGACUUCGCGUCCCCCUUCAGCCGAGUGAAGUCGGAAACUCAAUGCAACGGCCGGCGAUGGCCUUCAUGAGGUUGUUGCCAGAAACAAAUGACGGCAACUGCUACAUUUUAAUGGCCUGUAUUUACUUUACAAAGUUGGCUGAGGACUUCCUCGUAACCGCAACCACAGUAACACGACUAUUAGCCUACGACGUUUUCACCCUAUGUGGAUUUCCGCGGCAACUAUAUUCCAUUCAUUGGCGAAGCUUUGAAGCCGAACUGCUUGUCGAGAUAGGCAGAAGGAACGAUUUAAUCGUACGAUGCCGUCAAUACAAAGAGCCUCCGUACAAGACCACCAGUUUGACUGGACGAGAGCAUCCAACCGAUGAUGAUGGCAUACCGGACAAGUGUCAAUCAAACAACAAGGGCAACGAUGUUUCCGUUCAUGGACGACAAAGUAGCACAAUUCCCGGUGGAACUAGUCUAUGGUGA